AUGGUUCAAGACAGAGAUAGAUGGGGUGAGUUGGCAUUGGACGCAAAAGCUCUCAAAGAACUGCAAUGGUUAAAUACUAUAGUACUAUAUUAUAGUAUUCGGUAAAAUAAUUAGAAACACACAAUUAUUAUUAUUAUGGAAAUUAAAUUAUUUAAGUGUUUAUCUCAAAGGCAUAUGAUGCUACGGGUUUAGUGAGCCCGGAACCCCGAACUUCUACUUGUGGAAAGUGCGGAUGGGUGAUUCCAGUUGGCAUACGUAUGUGGUAUUGUUUAUGUAGGGUAGAGAAUUUCACGUAAUUGUUGACAAUACCAUUCUCCCUGCAGGAAAGGAUCAAAAUGCAGAAUACUCUCAUGUCAUAUCUACCAGACGUAUGAGGUAA
This is a messenger RNA of Cinara cedri, 379 nucleotides long. NCBI's taxonomy places the organism in Eukaryota, Metazoa, Arthropoda, Insecta, Hemiptera, Aphididae. The record is from the annotation of a GenBank genome assembly.